ACUGGAGCCCCAAGAUUCGAUUCCCUACGUGCAGCCACGGCCACUCGUGCAACGAUGAAUAUACCAGGUGAAUCCCCUCACGAUUUCACCAGCCACUGCGAACUGUGAGCGCUCCAGAAUCCUCGCGGAUGCAAGGGGCCAUCAUCCGCGCGGCGGUGGCGCGCUGCCAAAAGAACCACCGCGCAACCACGUACGGCCGCCCUGCGGUACCACGCGUGCGCGUGCCGAGAAGCCUCUGCGUCGGCGGCGUGGGUAAAUGGCUCAUCGCGGCCGCCACGGGCGACCGAGUGCGGGCCGCGGACGUGCGCCCGGGUGGCGAAGGGAGGCAGCACGCGCCGCGCCCGGACGCCGUUGCGGAGACGCCGCCGCCGUCCCGCGGCACGAAGAGAGGGAGCGUGGCCGGCGCCGUCGCGCUCAUCGUCGGGACCAGCAUCGGGUCCGGAAUCCUCGCCGUGCCGCAGCGCACUGCGCCCGCGGGUUUCAUUCCGAGCGCGGCGUGCAUGAUCACAUGCUGGGCUUUUCUGGUGGCCGAAGCGCUGCUUCUGGUCGAGAUCAACGUCCGCUUGCGGCGGAGGAGGAACAAGGACAAUGGCGGCGGCGAUCUUAACUGCCGCGGCGGGGAUCUCGAGGUCAUCUCCAUGAAGAGCAUGGCGCAGGAGACGCUGGGCGAGUGGGGCGGGAACGUGGCCACCGCCACCUACCUGUUCCUGUCCUACACUUCCAUGGUCGCCUACACGUCCAAGUCCGGCGAGGUGCUGUCACGCCUGAUCGUUGGCGUUCCCGAGCCCGUCUCCGGCGGCGCCUUCACCACCGCGCUCGCGCUGCUCGUCGCCGGCGGCGGCACGGGCAUCACCGACCGAGUGAACCAGCUGCUCACUUUCGUCAUGAUAGGUUUACUGCUGACGAUUGAGGUCUCGGCGGUGGCGUUCGGCGGUGGCCUGAGCUUGCCAGCGAACGCCAACUGGGAGCAGGUCCCCGCGACGCUGCCUGUGAUCAUCUUCACGCUCGUCUUCCAUGACAUCGCACCAGUGAUCUGCGCGUACCUUGGAGGGGAUCUCGCGAGGAUCCGGCUAUCGAUACUGGUCGGGAGCAUCGUGCCGCUUCUGUCCUUGCUCGUGUGGGACGACAUCGCUCUCGGCCUCCACACUGAUCUUAAUGGGUUUGACAUUCUGGACAUGCUAAAGACAGAAUGGAGCUAUACGGUGGUGGAGACUUUCUCGCUCCUCGCCGUCGGGACAUCGAUCAUCGGAACUCUGCUCGGAGCUUCCCAGUUCUUCAUCGAGCAGAUGAACAAACUAGUCUCUUCAGCAACGCAGGGACAUGAUAAGAUCAAGGAAGGCAUUGUUGUAUUUCCAAAGGAAGGUGGAUCCAGGCAUCUUGGUUUGGGAACAAUUCUGGAGAACAACAGGCUCAGCUACUUUGCUACGGCGAUUGUGGUUGUCCCAACCAUGCUUAUUGCUGCUACUGUCCCCAACUCAUUCUCCACAGCAACUGACAUCGCAGGUGGCUACUGCAUGACCAUCUUGUACGGUGUUCUCCCUCCAUUGAUGGCCUGGACUAUCGUCUCCAAACUGUCUGAUCCAAAUGCCGAACCAGUAGAAGCAGAGCAAAGUAAAGACCACAAAGGAGAAGUGGAGUUAACUAGUGCAAAGCCUGUUCUGGUUGUGAUGGGGGUGUUCUCUGUGCUUAUGGUCUUUGAGCAAAUUUUUCAAGACUUGGUCAGUUUCAACGCCUCUCUCGCCUCAUAGACUAGAAUAGAAACGAAGUCGAGUCGACAAUGUUGAAUUCGCAUCAACCAUGGGUUGAUGCAAGAAGGGAAAGAUUGUUAGGCCGUGUAAAUACGAAAUAAUACAUGAAGUGAACACAGUAGUUUUGUGCAGUUAAAACGUGCUGUAAAUAUGUUA
Phragmites australis (common reed) is the source of this 1904-nucleotide messenger RNA. RefSeq lists its product as uncharacterized. Gene Ontology annotation, biological process: amino acid transmembrane transport. Bases 129 to 1748 code for a protein of 539 amino acids. The transcript is spliced from 7 exons. NCBI's taxonomy places the organism in Eukaryota, Viridiplantae, Streptophyta, Magnoliopsida, Poales, Poaceae. The record is from RefSeq and is a predicted model, not a curated record.